This is a messenger RNA of Lemur catta (Ring-tailed lemur), 2666 nucleotides long. RefSeq names its product BCL2 interacting protein like (gene BNIPL). NCBI's taxonomy places the organism in Eukaryota, Metazoa, Chordata, Mammalia, Primates, Lemuridae. The transcript is spliced from 9 exons. The coding region runs from base 1258 to 2070 and encodes 270 amino acids. Gene Ontology annotation, cellular component: cytoplasm. Gene Ontology annotation, biological process: apoptotic process. The record is from RefSeq and is a predicted model, not a curated record.
UUUCCUUAAAGAGCAACUUUCAGAAGGCUAUAAGGAAUCUGGAAAGGAGAACAAAUUCUCUUCCCAGACUCACCCAAUACCAGCCACCCUAGGAAAUGCACUCUCCUCCCCCAAACCCGCCCCCUCAUGGGAGGCAGGGUUUUUCUUUUGGACAAACCUGCUCCUUGGGAGGGGAGGUGGCAAAACCUGUUUGAAGAUGAGGUUACCUCCCUUCCACACCUCCCUCCUCCUUGAAUGCAAGAGCAACAAUAGCUGAGACAGAAAAAGGGUAAAGGAGUGUUGGGGGCUGGAACAACCAGCUUCCCAACAACUCUGUUUAAAGAAGAAGACAGGAGGACUUGUGAAGAUGGGAACUGUACAGGAGGCAGGAAAAAAGACAUUAGAUCUUGGGUAAGUAAGAUCUUGGCCCACUUGAUUGGAAACGGAGUGAAUAAAUAGUCUUAAAGGACUUUCCCACCAUUCAGCUCUCACUAGGUCAAAUCUCAGGGGUUCCUGCAGGAGACAAGACUGCAAGAGAAUGAAUUUGUAGAGAAAGAAUGGGGGUGGCUCUAGGUAGAAAAUAUCAGUAUGGUAUGGAACUGGGGAACGGAAUUCCAGGAAAAUUCCCUAGUUUGAACAUAAGGGAAUUUCUGUAUUUCAUAUCUGAUAAUCUGCGCGUUAUUCUCUAACCCUCACCAUCCAGAAUGGCCAUCAGGAAAGCUGACCCAGAACUGAGUUUAGGUCCAGGUUCUCUUUCCCGGCAAAUCUUUCUCCUUACCUUCUUCCCCUACCCCUCCACUUAUGCCGUUUUCCCCUAGCCACUCCCCAGCUUGGUGGAGGAAAGGCAGGCCUGACGAGGUGCCAUCUUUCCCAACUUUGCCCAGUGAUAGCUGGGUGGGUCUGUCUGGGUUCCAGCCAAUUGUAAUGUGGGACAUCGCUCAGCCCUACUUUGUAGGUGGAGCAACAGCCAUAGAGUUAAAUAGGAUUAGCUUUACAGUCCAUCCUUCCUCUGCUCCUAAACCCAACAGUAGUUAGGUAAUCUGCUGCUAGCAAGUGGUGAAGGAGGCAGAAAUAUCUCUAUAGGAGAGGAGAGAUCUGAUUUCCUUUUAAGGCCCACCCUCUGCUCUGUAUCUUAAUUAUUGUUCUUCACUUCAGUGUCUCCACCUACUACUACCCAGUUCCUUAAUCUUUUCUUCUGCGUCAGGGAGAAUGCAGAAACAGUAGAACGAGGAGCAGCUCUGAGACUUGGGGAACUGGAGCUAAAGGAGGAAUGGCAGGAUGAAGAAUUUCCUAGAUUGCUUCCUGAGGAGGCUGGUCCUUCUGAAGAUUCUGAAGACCCUAAAAGAGGUAGACGAAUUGGAGACACCUUCAGACUCGGAGCAGCUGGACAGUGGACAUGAAUUUGAAUGGGAAGAUGAGCUUCCCCAGACAGAGGGUCUGGCGGCCAGUGAGGCAGCUGAAAGGCUGGGCCGGGGUUGUAUGUGGGAUGUGGCUGGAGAAGAUGGUCGUCGCUGGAGGGUGUUCCGAACAGGACAGCGGGAGCAGCGAGUGGACAUGACUGUCAUUGAGCCCUAUAAGAAAGUCCUGUCUCAUGGAGGUUACCAUGGCGAUGGCCUCAAUGCUGUCAUCCUCUUUGCUUCCUGUUAUCUACCCAGGAGCAGCAUCCCCAACUAUACCUACGUCAUGGAACACUUGUUUAAGUAUAUGGUGGGAACUCUGGAACUGCUGGUAGCUGAAAAUUAUAUGCUUGUUCAUUUGAGUGGAGGUACAAGCAGGGCCCAAGUUCCACCUCUGAGCUGGAUUCGCCAGUGUUACCAUACCCUGGAUCGGCGGUGGAAGAAGAAAUUGGAUGAUCUCAUAUUCUUCAGGCUCCGGAAAAACCUUCGAGCUGUGGUGGUUGUCCAUGCUACAUGGUAUGUGAAGGCAUUUCUGGCACUGCUUCGGCCCUUCAUCAGUUCCAAAUUUACACGAAAGAUCCGUUUUCUGGACAGCCUGGGGGAGCUGGCCCAACUCAUCUCCCUGGAUCAAGUUCACAUCCCUGAAGCUGUCAGACAGCUGGACCAGGAUCUCCAUGGCUCUGGAAGGACCUAGCACAGGACUGGAUAAAGGGCCUUAGAAGCCAGCAAAGAUAGCGAUCUGCCAACACCCUAAUCCCUGAAACAUCUGAGCUAUUUUGUAAAUCAUCUUACCCUCAACCCCAGUACCACUGGAUCUUCACUUCUCAAUGGGAUGUCAUCCUUUCCAUGACCCUGCCUUCAGCAGGAAGUUGAGGUUGGGAACCUGAUCUGCUGGGUGACUUUCAUUUCAGCGGAGUGGGGUGAAAGGCUGAGUGUAGAGGUAUUUUGUAUGGGAAAUGCAGAGCUCUAGGUUAUAAUUCUGGUUUAGCUGUAGAACCCUGGGCAAAUAACUUCAUCUCUUUGGGUCUCAUUUUCCUCCUCUGUAAGUGAAGGGGCUGUGAUCCUUUUCACCUUGGACGGGAGGGGCUUAACUGUUGACAGCCAGCCAGCCUGCUGGGAGCCGGGAGUGCCAGCUUGCUAAAUCUUGAAGAACUGCCAUAUGCCCUCUCUCCUUCUGAGUCAUGUCUGCUGCCUGUGAGCCUGGGAAGGAGUGCUUUCAAAACCCGUAUUUAUCCCUCCUUAGUAAAUUCAGAUCUGUAGCGGCUAAUAAACUUCGAUGAGAGAUUUAAA